This is a messenger RNA of Symbiodinium sp. CCMP2592, 4635 nucleotides long. The record is from the annotation of a GenBank genome assembly. Lineage: Eukaryota; Dinophyceae; Suessiales; Symbiodiniaceae.
AUGGCGAACUACUCUGAGAGUCAAUCGGUUCUGCAGUCGCGAUUGAGUGUCGUGGGUUUCGCGGAAGAUGACGUUCAGAAAAUCCUGCCAGAGGUGGGAAACUUGAGGAGGCUGGCAUUCAUUUCUUCUUUCACACCUGGUCAGACUGACGAGGGUCCGUUGAUGCAGGUGUUGAAAGAUAUUUUGAAGCGAGACCUGACAAUUGCAGACAAGGCUAAUUGGCGUGCGGUUUACAAUGAAGCUUUUGCCAUUGUGACCGCGGAAAUGAAGCAGAGGAUUGAGAAGGCCGACCCAGAGUCGACCGUCAGGCCUUUGUCUCAGCCUGAGAGGUCGGAGCGGUACGAGCGGCAGGCCAAGAAGCUUGUCGGGAUAUCACUUAAAGGGCCUCUGGAGCCUGCCGAUGCACUUGUUGAUCUUGCUGUGGCUUCCUAUGAGGCAAAUGAGCUGAGGUACAUUCCGUGGGACCGGUGUGUGUCUAAGGAAGCUGAAUUGGCUGGCGAGAAGAAACGUGAUGUCAGGUUCACUGUUGAGGAGUCUUCGGGAAAGCUUCGGAUCGAGCAUAAACAGCCUGAUCUGGUUGCGGAUACCUCAUCGGAGAUUCUUGUUCAGCAGGCUCUCACCAGGAGAGCUUUGGCCAUGGAUCAGGCGAACCUGAUCGAGUUCAGUGUUGCUGAUCAGUGGACUCAACGCUUGAUGAAGGCUCGCAUGCAAUCGCCUGCGGAGCAUUUUGCCAGGCCCACUUGGAAGCAGCUUGAGUCGGCGGACCGGCAGCUGUUUGCCGAGCUACGUGACAAGACCAGGGCAGGUGUGCAGACUGUCGCAUCGGGUCGCCCGUUGGACUCUCUCCUGCCCGAUGCGAUGUACAUGAACGAGGUGUCAUGCCUAUUGCAGCCUUUUCCAGCCCCUUCCAUGAAGGACGCUCCCCAGAAGCCGGAUGCUCCCAAGUGGGAGAGGCCUUCUCCUUACACCAAAGGUGGGGGCAAAGGAAAGAAAGGUAAGCAGAGGUUCAUGACAAGGUUGCCCGCUGGCUUGGAAGGCUGCAGGUCCCACACUAAUCGAGGGGAUCCAAUAUGCUUUGCCUUCAACCUGGGUGGCUGCUCGACGAAGGGGCAGAAGUGCGAGAAAGGCUUGCACAUCUGUGCAGGUGCCUCGCUGAUGGCCGGUGCUCCAGAGAGUGUGCAUCAGCCGGCAGCGGAGGCCUCGCAGGUGGAUGAUCUCCUAGCGGGAGUUCAUCGGCCGAAAGAUGCAUGCACGGGUGGCUGUCCAACGAAAGGUGUGGAUUGUCGCCCAACUCCGAGUGUUGAUCGAGAGGAUCAUCACGAUCACAACGUUGGCUCGUACAGUGCCAUCGCUAGGCCUUCGCCGAGUGUGGUGGAGGCCGCACGCAGCAGGUCCCCAAAGCACCGUGAUGGGGCGGGGCCACAGAGCGGCAAAGCGAGUUCUUCACUUGACGAGGGUCACGUGAGUGCUGCUGAUGUCCUUCGAGUCUUCGAUGGUCUUCCUUCAGAUGAUUUGAAAAGGGGUGCCAGUGCUCCUCUCCCAACUUCAAAGUCUUAUGCCACAGGAGCGUAUGUUCUUGGGGGCAAUGUUGGCUUGAAGGCUAAUGCCUCAACCAGCCCAGAAGCGCUCGACAUCUUUGCAAGGUUUGUGAGGCAGAGCGUUCCGGGGUUCAAAUUUUCUUCAAUAAAUAUAUUCGAGGAUGUUCGCACUGAGCGUCACCGCGAUCAGUGGAAUGCAAAUUUGCAUAACCUGGCGAUUGCCCUAACAGAAUUUUCAGGUGGCGCCAUCUUUGUGGAGCACGAAGAUGGCCGGGAUGUUUCGUCCCUCAAUGGUGCCCAGGGUUCUCGCCUGGCUGUUGCAGCGGGCCCCGUGCGAUUCAAUGCAAGGCAUUAUUGGCACUACACUGAGGCUUGGAACAUCUUGAUUUUCUCCGGAGGUGCAAUGUCGAUGUUCCGACACGCGGUGCACAUCCACCUGGUCCCGGUGGACAUCGCCUCUUUCGACGCAGUGCAAACCCUUCGCCUCGCCAAGCUCUUGCUCGCGUCUGACUUGCAUUGGAGUAUCUUGCAUCCCCUGGCGUCGGCCCUCUGGGGCCAGCUGGACUUGCCUGAUGCGGUGCACUGCCUCGAAUUUUGUGCCGGCUGCUACGGGGCUCCCAGCCCGGUAAAGAUGCGCAUGUGUACAACACAGCCCGCGCUGGCGGGCAUGCCCAUACCAGUGUGCCGCUGUCGCCAAAUGCCCCAUGUUGCGGGCUCGCUUGCGCCAGAUUCCUUGUACACACCGAAAUUCUGCGACGUUUUCGCUGGCCUCUUGCAGCUGUCGGUAGGCCAUGCCGGCCUCUUACUUGAACACGCUGUUCCGCUGCAAUGCUCGCGUCAUUCUGCAGCCGCUGCCGCGGGGCGACAGCCUCGAUUGUCAAAAUUCCAGCCACAGAUCGCCGAAUUUAAGUGCCAAGCCACGGUCCGUGAAUUCCCGUGGCCUCUCCCUUUGGAUGAUAAAGGUAAUCUUAAAUGUGCCAUCGGGUCGAUCCCUCCUGGCUCCCGCCUUCUUCGCAUUGUGUGUGAUCGGGGGGUUGUCGGUGCGAAGCAGGUCGGAAGCCUGUCAGGUGUGCCUUCGUCAGUUACUUUUGGCAUUUACCGCACAGAACAUGAGUUUGUGGCGCAGGCGUUGCAUAUCGAUCAUCCCUUCGACUUGUGCGUGGCAGUCCCGGAUUUCAUGCUGAGAGCCUUGGCUUUUACCUUGAAAGAGGGUCCGGUUGGCGUGAUGAAACACCGUCUGAAUCUGCUCCAGCAGUGGACUUCUUGGAAGCGUGAGCUGUCAAGUGCCGAAGCCGAGCUUCAUGCUGCCAUGGAUCCUGGUGUGGCAUCUGUGAUGAAAGGCAAGAAUAUUUUGCUUCUGGAAAAGAUUGCUUCAACUUUCGGUUGGCCUGACACGGAAGUGUUUGAUCACCUUAAGCAUGGUUUUCCGUUGGUCGGGGAGUCGAGCCCUUCCGGCAUUUUCGAUGUAGACAGAAAGCCGGCUCUGAUGACGCGUGCAGAGCUUGUGCAGCAUGCCAAGUUUCUUAAGCCGGCGCUGUGGGCAAAGGUGGCGAGCGCAGAGGAGUGGCUGACGGGGCCUUACUCGUGGGACGAGCUGCAAGCCCGUCACCCCGAAGGAUGGCUUCCAGUGCGGAGGUUCGGCAUUGUGCAAAAGGCCAAGACGCGAUCGAUCGAUGACUUGGCCGAGAACUCGGUCAACCGCGCUUAUGCUGUCUCCGACCGGAUUGCUCUGAGAGCCCUUGAUGAACUGGUGUGGCUUGCGAUCACUCUUUUCAAAAUCUUCAUGGCGAAAGGCGAGGUGAGCAUUCCUUUGUCGGACGGUGAACAUCUUCGCUUUCCUGUGCAUUCCUUCUGGAGAGCCCUGAAGCCCGAGGCGCUUCAGCCGAGCUUGAAAACAGUGGAUUUGAAAAGUGCUUGUAAACAGUUGGCGGUCUCGCCACGAGAUCGUUGUCUGAGCAUAGUGACCAUCAAGGACCCGGUUUCGGGCCUUCCAUUCGGCUUCGAGAGCCGAACUCUUUUGUUUGGAGCCACCUCGUCGGUGGUUUCGUUCAACCGCGUUGCAAGGUUGAUCCAGAGGGUUCUGAUCACGUUGCAGGUGCUGGCCUGCAACUACUUUGAUGAUUACCCAGUGUUGGAGGUCUUGCCACUUUGCAACAACACGCAGUCGACCAUCAAGGCUGCUCUGGAUCUGCUGGGCUUCUCAUGGGCAGAGGACAAGGACCUUCCUUUCAGCCAUGAAGCCGAGCUGCUGGGCGUUAGGGUUGACCUAGGCACUUUCGGGGUAGUUAAGAUUGGGAAUAAGCCUGAUCGCGCUGCUUCCAUUGCCGCCGCGGUGGACUCCGUCUUGAGCGAGGGCCGUCUUGAUCCGAAGACCCUGCCUUCCUUGUUCGGUCGCAUCCAGUUUGCUGAAGGUCAGUUGCACGGGAGGCUGGGUAGAUUAGCCCUGGCCGACCUCAGAGAGUGGAUGAUGAGCUCUCAGGCUCAGGCCCUCGAUGCCACAGCUGUGCAGGCCCUUCGCCAUCUUAGGACCCGGGUUCUUGGGGGUACCCCUAGGAUAGUCCCGGCCUGUGUGGGGUCUCGCCGUUCCGUGAUUUUCACGGAUGGCGCUUACGAGCCGACGAAUGGUUCUUACCCUGCUACUGUCGGAGGGGUCUUGUACCAUUACGACAGCGGAGCGUGGUGCACUUCCUACUUUGCAUGUGCUAUCCCCUUGAGCGUUGUACGGAGCUGGGAGGCUCUCGGGAAAAGGCAUUUGAUAGGCCCAGUUGAGAUGUACGCAGUUGUAUGUGCGAGAGAAGCUUGGUCGAAGCACUUGAACAUGCAAAGGGUGACCAUGUAUGUGGAUCACUCCGGAGUGUUGGCCUCCUUGGUGAAAGGCUCUUCUAAAGACCCUUUAUGGAGGCAGCUCUUGCUGAUCUUUGAAAGUUGCGACGCUGAGGCGAUGCUCCCUUGGUUUAGCCGCGUUCCAAGUGCAAGCAAUCCGGCCGAUCCUCCUUCACGUGCCAAGGCGAUCUUUCCAGUCAGGGGGCAAGUGUGCAGAGUGUCGCCUCGAUGUCCGAUCAAUGGCAAUGCCACGAUUGAUCUCCUUCUUAAGUGA